This is a messenger RNA of Trachemys scripta elegans, 930 nucleotides long. RefSeq names its product olfactory receptor 5A1-like. The record is from RefSeq and is a predicted model, not a curated record. Gene Ontology annotation, biological process: G protein-coupled receptor signaling pathway. Gene Ontology annotation, cellular component: membrane. Lineage: Eukaryota; Metazoa; Chordata; Testudines; Emydidae. Gene Ontology annotation, molecular function: olfactory receptor activity; G protein-coupled receptor activity.
AUGGAAAAUCAAACAACGGUGACUGAAUUUAUUCUCCUGGGAUUUUCCAGUGACCCACAGAUACAGAUUUUCCUCUUCCUGGUGUUUUUAGUUAUUUACCUAAUCACCCUUUUGGGGAACAUGAUGAUCAUCCUGGUGAUAAGGGCUGAUCCUCACCUACACACCCCCAUGCACUUUUUCCUGUCCCAUUUAUCUUUUGUUGAUAUCUGCUAUUCUUCAGUCACAGUGCCUAAUAUGCUGAUGAACUUCCUAGCAGAGCACAAAACUAUUUCUGUCAGUGGUUGCAUUAGCCAGAUAUUCUUCAUCACUUCAGCUGGUACAGAAGUUUUCAUUCUCUCAGCCAUGGCAUAUGACCGCUCCGUUGCCAUCUGUGACCCAUUGCAUUACGUGGAGAAAAUGAACAAAGGGAUUUGUGUUCAGAUGGUGAGUGGCACAUGGACUAUGGGCUUCUUUCAUGCCCUGCUUAACACUGCUUUUACAUUGAAAUUUCACUUUUGUGGGCCCAAUCAAAUCAGCAAUUUUGGCUGUGAGCUCCCUUAUCUAUUACAUCUGUCCUGCACUGAGACCCUCAGCAAUCAAGUGGUGCUUCUUACUUCUAUUGUGAUAUUUGGAUCAAGCUCCUUUCUCCUCACCCUGAUCUUAUACAUUCACAUUGUUUCCACCAUCCUGAGGAUACGCUCUGCGGAGGGCAGGCAUAAAGCUUUCUCCACCUGCAGUUCCCACCUGAUUGUGGUUGGUGUAUUCUACCUUACAGCUUCUUUUCAGUACACAAAACCCAGCUCAGUCUCCUCUGUGGCUCUGGAUGAAAUGUUCUCCAUCCAGUACAGCAUCUUGACCCCCAUGUUAAACCCCAUCAUCUACAGCCUGAAAAACAGGGAGGUGAAAACAGCUGUAAGGAAAAUGUUGGGGAAAUACAGGUUUUUCAAGUAG